UUUUUCUUCUAGCCUCGGCAACGCAAGCGUAGGUCUGCGUCUAGUCCGGUCUGGUCGUUCGUCUCUCUGUUCUCCUCUCUUUCCCUCGCCACGGGAGGGUUAGGGUUUUUUCCUUCUCAGAUAUGAUGAACUAGGCACUUCAUUAUAUUAGAAGAAGACGACGACGAAACAGAAAGAAUAUGGCGAACAGGACGGAUCCGCUGGCGAAGAGCAUUAGGGGGACGAACCCGCAGAAUCUGGUGGAGAAGAUAGUGCGGUCGAAGAUAUAUCAGAACACCUACUGGAAGGAGCACUGCUUCGGCCUUACCGCGGAAACCCUUGUUGAUAAGGCUAUGGAGCUUGACCACCUCGGUGGCACCUAUGGCGGCAACAGUAAGCCCACCCCCUUCAUGUGUCUCAUCCUCAAGAUGCUCCAAAUCCAGCCCGACAAGGAAAUUGUCGUCGAAUUUAUCAAAAAUGACGACUACAAGUAUGUGCGUAUUCUUGGUGCUUUCUAUCUUCGGCUUACGGGGACCGACAUUGAUGUGUACCGCUACUUGGAGCCUCUGUACAAUGACUAUAGAAAGUUGAGGAAGAAACAAGAUGAUGGAUACUUUACAUUGGUGCAUGUUGAUGAGGUCAUUGAUGAGCUUCUUACCAAAGAUUAUUCUUGUAAUAUUGCUCUUCCUCGUAUUAAAAAAAGGUGGACUCUCGAAUCUCUCGGUACCCUAGAACCCAGGAAAAGUGUUUUGGAAGAUGAUUUUGAGGAGGAGGAAGAGAAGGAAGAGAAUGAUGGACUUGAAGAUGGAUUAGAUAAUGAAAAGCAGGAUUAUUACCGUCGGAGUCCUGCAAGAGAAAGAGAGCGGGAUAGAAGACGUGACAGUCACAGACACAGGGACCGUGACUAUGAAAGAGAUCGUGAUUAUGAUAGAGACAGAGACUAUGAUAGGGAUAGAGAUUACGAUAGGGAACGGGGACGUGGAAGAGAAAGAGAGAGGGCCAGAGACAGAGACAGAGACAGGGACAGGGACAGGGACAGGGACAGGGACAGGGACAGGGACAGGGACAGGGAUAGGGAUCGUUAUCGCUUGAGAGAGGAUAAGGAUUAUGGUCGUGAUAGGGAGAGAGAUAGAGAUAGAGAGGGUAGGGAAAGGGAGCGGCGUGAGAGAGACAGAGAUCGUGGCAGGCGUAGGAGCCAUUCAAGGAGCCGAAGCAGGAGUAGAGAACGCAAGAGACAUGCCCGUGAUAGCGCCAGCCCUAGAAGACGUGGGGAUGGACCAGAUGAUGGUAACACUCAUGAAGAGCCAAAGAAGAAGAAAGAAAAGAAGGAAAAGAAGGAUGAUGGAACGGACCACCCAGAUCCAGAGAUUGCAGAAGCUAAUAGGCUUCGUGCAUCCCUGGGCUUGAAACCUUUGAAAUUAUAGGCAUGUGGAUAGUGGGUCUGUUUUUUUGAAAAGUUUUACCUUAAUUUGGAUGGAUUUGGAAAGGCAUGUGGAUCUUCAUCACUACAUGGCUAGUGUCACCUGUAUCAAAUAUGAGCAGUAACCUAUGCAACUGGCUCGGGGCAUGUUUCUUAUGCUGGUUUUGCUUGGUUUUCCUGUUAAAUCUAUGCUUUUCACAUAUCAGACAGAAUUUGAUUUGCUGGCACAUCUUUCACUUUAUGUUGUUCGAAAAUAUUUUCUUGACAAUGUGCAUUCCCAUUAGUUUUCCGAAGGGCUGCAGAAUUUUCUUGGGAGAGGGAGAAAUAUCUGCCGUUGCACUAAGAGAUGGACAUAUGAAAGGUUAUCGUGCAAUGCCUGUACCUUAUUUUUCAUUACUUUGUUACUGGAAGAGAAUUGGAAUUGCCUGUAAA
Carica papaya (papaya) is the source of this 1831-nucleotide messenger RNA. RefSeq names its product PRP38 family protein. NCBI's taxonomy places the organism in Eukaryota, Viridiplantae, Streptophyta, Magnoliopsida, Brassicales, Caricaceae. The record is from RefSeq and is a predicted model, not a curated record.